UGAGAGAAGGGAACCCAGGCACUGGGGACACAGACAGUUCAUCCUAACGUCACCCUCCCUCAGGGAGAAAAGGAAAUCCUGUGUGUGUGUGCGCGCCUGUCUCUAUGAGUCUCAAGGUGGUCAUACACGGGUAGAUUAAAGCUGCCGAUAUCGGUCCUUUAGACCAAUUCGAGUCUAAUGAUAAGCAGUUAAGCACUGUCCCAAAAGAGACAGACAGAGGUGAAAGGACUGGGGAAAAUGAGAGAAGUUAUUGAGUGACAGACUGAAGAAAACAAAAGGGAGGGGGUAUAGGAUAACGUCUAGAGAGGAGAUCAGAGAGGCCAUAUGGGUGAGGUGGCGGUGGCAGGGAUAUGCUGCUGUUCAGGGGAGACAUUAUGGAGAAAAGCAGAAGCUCUGGGGAGGAAGUAGGAAGUCAGUGGAAGGAAGCAUUUACACUAAUGAUAGGAAACAAGUGAAAGUCACCAGAGGGUUGUCAAGAGGCAGAAUAAGGGUAAUACUAAGAGAGCAGGGAGGAGGAGGAGGGGGCACCUGAGCAAGGCGAGCAGCACGAAAGCAAGCGAGAGAGAAGAGGGGGGCAUGAGGGAAAUCUCUCAGUUCGUCACAACUUGUGAGUGCUACAGGGAUGCCCAGCUCCCCACAUCACCCCCAUUGCCGGUGCACUAGAUGAAGUGGCAGUCAGUUAGGGCUGCAGCCUGUAGGAGGACUCUAGAUAAGGCUGGAAGAGUGUGACACCAGCUAGCCAAGCUGCGGGCACUCAGUCAGACAUGUAAGUACGUCCCUUGCCGUGUGUCACCAACAUCACACGCGGGAGCUGCAGUCGCCAAAUGAGACAAGCACCCAGCCUGGGGAGCUAAAUGUGGGGGAGGGAGCUGUGGGAAAGAGGAAGACAGACUGUCAGCUCAGUGUACCAGGCAACAAAAGGCUGGCACCGAUCUGUCUGCCCGUCUCCUGCAGCGCUUUGCUUCCAAUCACAGCUUUGCUACCCUCCAGCCACAAGUAGCAGGGAUGCUGUGCAUGGGGAGGGGCACGACACAGAAUAAGGGCUGAUAUAUCAUGGGAAGACAUUAAGAGAUAAACAGAUAGUGACGCUGGUAAACUAAAAUUUCGUGGGACAUAAGAACAACAACAUGGAAGUGUAAACGGCAAGUACAUCUUGGAAUACGCUUAAAUAGCAAAGAGAAAACGACACUCUCACGUUGUGUUGCAGAUGAUUUGUACUUUCUUGGACAUGACCAGAAACCCUUCCAGGUUUAAGUGCUUAUGCUGGAUGUACUCGUGUGUUCAUUGUCUCUUUCCAAAAUGGAUUCAAGGUAUUAAGCAAGAAACCCUUCAAUAAAGUUUUAAGGCCUACAGUUCACAUUGCUAAAACCAGGCCAAAGAAGGAAUAAGCCAAUCAAAAGAGAGAAAGAUUUAAUGGGGGGACAGAAAACAAGGAGAGAGAAGGCAAGAAUAUGGAAAGCAAAGAUAAAGAAAUAAAGAUCUUGGGAUGAUAUGCUAUUUUUGGAUAAAGAAUACUUGACGCUGGUGCCCCCUUCAGUGAAUCUGCAUUGUGUGUUUGGGGGUACCUGCCCCUCUGUAUGGCAGAAUAAAAUGGUUAUGUCUCAGGGCACAUACACCUUCCUAAGCUGCUUUGCAGGCUUUUGGCUUAUUUGGGGACUUAUAGUGCUGCUGUGCUGCCUGUGCAGUUUUCUGAGACGACGCAUGAAGAGACAUCGUGAGGAGAGAUUGCAAGAGCAGAGCUUGCGUUCUGUGCAGAUAGAGCCCCUACAGUAUGAAGAGUAUGUAUGCAGCCCACGCAUCCCCGUGUCACAUCGAAUCCGCGCCCAGGCUCCACCUCCACCACCACCACCACAGCCACCAGCUGCACAAGCUCGACCUUGGUCUGCUGCCCGCAGGAAUGAGUCAGACCUGUCUCAGCCACCAUGUUAUGAAGAGGCAUUACUGAUGGCUGAGCCACCACCACCCUACAGCGAAGUGCUCACCGAUACUCGAGGGAUCUACCGGAAGAUCUUAAACCCCUUUUUGUCUGUCCAGGAUGAGUUGGUGAAACCAGAGCAACCCCUCAGCCAUAAACAACAUCUAACAGGACAGACACACACCCAGCCACUUCCCGGAGCUCUGAGCUCACAGAUUUUGGCCAAUCCUCCACAAGAAGCACAGAGGGCUAGGCCUCCAUCCUGGGCUGGCUCUGACAUCAGCAGUGGUGGCUUGCACAGACUCCCUGGUAGCUGCCAAUUCAUAUUUCCCAUUCCCGUGCUGGGCAGGACUACGGCAGUUUGAAUAUGUUCUAGUGAUCAUAUAUCCCUCAGCUACUGCUCUUCAAAGAUUACGGGAAUAUAUACAUUUUGAAUAUGAAGACCUAAUAUUUAAAUAAAAUAGUGAAGUGUAUGAGAGUGCACAUCACUUGCUUCUAUCAUUGUAAUUGCAAAAAAAACAAACAAAAAAAAAAGAACCUUUGAGGAGCCAUUGAAUAUGACUGCCUGCUGGACUACAGGACCUGUGACUAUAAACUUUGUACAGUUCUCCAAAAUACACAUGUGUUGGACUGCACUAUGCCCGGUACAGAAUAUGUUUGAGAGAGAUACCAAGUCCAUACUCAGACUUGAAGCCAUGUUUAUUUAUUUUUGAGUUCCUAUUUUAUUUCUCCUAUUUUUUUGUGGUAUUAAAGUUAAAUGUGCCGA
This is a messenger RNA of Xenopus laevis (African clawed frog), 2681 nucleotides long. RefSeq names its product proline rich 7 (synaptic) S homeolog (gene prr7.S). The record is from RefSeq and is a predicted model, not a curated record. The transcript has 3 exons. Bases 1492 to 2280 code for a protein of 262 amino acids. NCBI's taxonomy places the organism in Eukaryota, Metazoa, Chordata, Amphibia, Anura, Pipidae.